Argentina anserina (silverweed cinquefoil) is the source of this 709-nucleotide messenger RNA. RefSeq lists its product as uncharacterized. The transcript has 3 exons. The coding region runs from base 75 to 497 and encodes 140 amino acids. NCBI's taxonomy places the organism in Eukaryota, Viridiplantae, Streptophyta, Magnoliopsida, Rosales, Rosaceae. The record is from RefSeq and is a predicted model, not a curated record.
GACCGAGGCUUACAAAAGUUGGUGCGUAGACAAUGGCGAAGAAGUUAUAGACUUGGAGAAAACGGUGGACCGAGAUGAGAGUGCAAGGAGGACUUUCGAUCACAGGAGAAAGGGAUACAAGGAGGAUCCCAUUGACGAAGCCGAUCUUGUCAGGAACUUCAUCACCCAUUUCAAUGAAAAUCGAGCCUCAGCAUGUAACAAAGCCGACAUGGGAGAGGUCGUUUUUGACUUGUUUCCAAGGAUUGGUCUCAACUUGUAUGACUUUCUAUAUGAAUGUGGUAUAUACAUGGAUUUCCUUGAAUGUCGCACAUUCUACGAAGAAAAAAAUCCUGAUAACUUCUGAUUCUGAUGCUUCAUGCUGGGAAGAUAUGUUAGGAGAAUGGAAGAUAUUGAAGGGAGGUAAAUGGCUAGGAUAUGCAGAUUCUCUCCAUCGUUUCAGUAGAUACAGUGCUUGCUGGGGGCAGGUUUUACUUUUUCUAGUACAUCAAUGCUACUAAUUCACAUUACAGGAAUUAGGGAUAAGCACAUAAAUAUAUGAGCUCCCCUUUCUUAGUAGAUAUAAUUCAUGAGCAGUAUGACUAUUGAGUUCACCUGGCCAUGUUGAACUACUAGUGUUUUGGAUCAUUAAUAUUGUUCACUUUGGGGAAACUUUAAAUGUUGAUAUUGUAGUUCUUUCAAAUGUUUCUCUUUAGCAGCAUAUAUUUCAUGA